CGCCAACGGACGGAGCGCAGCGUUCUCGAGCAGGCGCGCGUUAAGACGGGGCGUCUUUCUUUUUUUCUUUUUUCUUCUUUCAUUUUUGUCAUCCCCCGAACGGAUGUAAGCGAUUGUGAACAACAAGAAAAAAAACUCUCCCGGUUGCUUCCUGAAGAGUUUUUUGUUUGUUUGUUUUUCCUGCCCAGCGGAGAUGUGUUACCUGAGGUUUGACUCUGGGCGGUGAACUGAAGGGCUGGGAGAAGAGCGCGGCGGAGAGAGACGCUUCAGAUGGAGAGCUGCACGAAGGGAAACCAACCCAUCUGGAUCGUAAACGUUUAGCCAAGGGUGUCGCUCCAGUGUGAGGUGGCAUGUCAAGUCGGGACUCGAUAGGAUUUGGGGACCUGAUCCCCCAGGACGUGGUUGAGGUGAUUGCCCAGGAAAGGCACACCAAAGGGGGCCGCAAGAAGCGCAGUAGCUCCCUGGGCCGAGCUUUUGGAUGGCUGAAAGGCAAGAAGAGGAAGGAUAUCAAUGCCAACGGGCAGAAUCUGGGCCUGGGUCCCGGGCCGGAUUUGGCCUUAGAUGGUCGCCAUGCUGGGCAUCCGAGUGGGCAGAAGACAGCCCAGAAGGGAGGAAAGCAGGCUGGCAAGCAGGCCCACCCACAGGGCAACAGUCAUGCUGUUCCAAAGCAGGAAGAUGAGGACAAGACCCUGGUCCCCCCACUGUUUCAGGAGAAUGUGUUCAUCGAGGCGAGCCGGCCCAAGUACUUGGAGGACCUUCACACUGAAGCUAUGGAGGGGCUGAAGAUGAUGCAGCAAAAAGAAACCAACAAUGGAGUCGACUACAGAGAUGAUGAAAGCAGCAUUUCAACAGUAACGAUCCAAGCAGAGGACGAUGGCAAAGGUUUUCUGUCCGACAGCACCAUCCCUGACACUUCCUCCACUGUCUCUGCACAGUCCUCCCUCUCUACCGCCUCUACGAGAUCAUCUCGCUCUGGACUCACCAGACAAGGAUCAACAUUCAGGCCUUUGAACUCUGGGAAGAAAUCGGAGAAGGCCAAGACAAGAAGAAGACACAGAAAAACUGUUAUGGGGAUUCCGCAUCACAUCCAGAGAGAACUGGGGCUGGAUAGAAUUGACUUGACAGUGAGUCCAGUGGGGGAUGAGGAGCAGCUCCCUAAUGGUGAGCUCAUGGACAAUCCCUCCACUGAUGAGCCUGACCAAGUAGCAGAUGUCCUAGAAGGAGCCAGGGUUAACCUCCAGACCAUUGAGGCUCUUGAGACACUCAGUGAAGGCCAUGUCCAGCAGUUCAACUCUUCUCAGGCAGGCCAUAGAGACGACCUGGCCCUGCUCCACCGUUUUACUUCUGAGCAAUCGGCCAUGCAAAGACCCCGAUCCCUGGCUGUCCCCUGGAUGACUACAGGCAACAGCCUCCAGCGGCAGCCACCCAGCCCUGUCAUGUCUAUGUCGCCACAGGCUACCUACAUGUCCAAAAUCAUUCCCAAUGCUGUGAUGCCACCCUCCAUUGAUGUGGUUGCAAUCAGCAGUGGGAGAAACCGCAGUAGCCUCCGCACCGUCAGCAAGAGCAGCCUGCUGCUGGCCAGCCCAGCCUCCUCCCGUGCCUCCUCUAGAGCCUCCUCCUCAAGAUCCUCCACCCACUCCUCCGUCUCCCGCCAAAAGUCCCCCAAUAUCUCUGACAGCUCUGGGUGGAGCCGCUCUGAGUCUUCAGAGACCCUGGUCUCAGAUUCCUCAACCAUCUCCAGCAGCAGUACCCCUAGACAGAGCAGGUCACAGGAAGGAGAUGGGGAGGGAUCCUCUAAGGAUGGCUCUUCUCAUGCUGACAAAGUAAGCAUUCACUCUUCCGUCAGCAAAGCCUCAAGGGCCACCUCCAAUGGUCAGGCGAGGAGCAAAGGAACAGAGGUUAAAAAAGAGGGACCUUUCAUACGCAGCCUGUCUGUCAUGAAAUCCAAAAGAGCUCCUCCUCCUCCAAGCCGCUCCUACUCCCUCCACAACAAGAUGAAACGGCGGUCGCGUGACUUGGCAGAGGUCAGGGUGGUUUCAGGGGAAUCUUCUCCCCAUAUCACUGCGAUCAAUGGUGGGGAAGCUGCAGAAAACAAAUCUGUAAAGAUAAAGGAGGCUGGAUCUUUUCCUUUGCCCUCCAGGAACACUGACAGCCCCGGCUACACUGCAGACACCAGCUCUCUGGAUGACUCCACUGGGUCAGUGUCAGUUAGCCCCCUGAAGUCCCUGCAGAUACCUGAGAAAGAGGACUCUGUAAAGGGAGAGGAAGCUGCCAAAGACAUUUUACCAAUGAAUCAGGAUCAAACACAGGAGAAUGGAACAAAGAAAACAACCUCUCCUUCAAGUGGAUACUCCAGUCAGAGUGGCACACCCACUCAGCCCUCCAAGAAGUCACAUAGCUCUUCCCCAAGGCACAAGAGAGGCAUCCUGGCCAAACUUCAGAGUUUAUUUCCUGGUCCCUCUCAUCCCUCAGUAGCCUCGGCCCCGUCCCUGCUUGCACAGACAGAGUCCCCCAAGAACACAAAAGUCAUUGAGCCUCCCAAACUCCAACCUAUUCCUUCAGAGGAUCAUGUAACUGCCAGCCCUUCGGUCAAGGCCCUGAGAGAGCUUUUCUCCAUACCACCACCACCCAAGGUACAUGCACCUCCACCUCCUCCCCCAGAGGUAUGGGCCCACAACAAACACACCUUCGAGUUGCUGCUGGGACCCCCAGCCCCUGAUAACACCUACACUAUUGUGAGAAAGAAUCCAAAAGAUAGAAGACAGCACAGACAGUCUCCUUCUUUAUCAAGAGAGGGUUCUCAGAAGAGUUUGUCAGGUGAAAGAAAACAGAAGACUCAGACUCUUCCCGUGGACUCAAGCAGUGGAGCUAGAUAUGUGUUGGAGAAUACAAAAGUUGAAGAAAGUGAGCGGCUGACUCCAGAGGUGUGCAAAGGGAACAAGGAAAGUGUGAUUAGUGUGGAGCAGCCCAUGCAAGAGAAAGUAGAGAAGGUUGGAGUAAGUGAAAUAGAAAAUGUGAUGCAAGUUAAAGUCAUUGAGAAACAUGAAGAGAGACUUACAGCAAUGCAACAAGAACACGCUCAGUCUUCAGUUACAGAGGUGAACAGGAAAAUUGACACAUUGUCUAUCAGUAAACUAGUGCACGUCUCCCCAUCUCCUUCUCCUCCCCCGGCACACCAUCCACCCCUGCUCACUACAACACAGACCAUACCUGUGGACACCCCAGACAUUUCCUCUGUCCCAGCACUGCAACCCCCUGUUUCCCCUACAAUUGAUUCAUCUUGGCCCCCACCUCCUCCACUAUUGGAACAAGCCAAUGAGACCCUCCUUAGCAGGUCCAAUGACAUGGAUUUCCCCCUUCCACCUCCUCCACCAUUAAGUGAGGAAGGGCUAGUUAUACCAGUACCCCCCACUGAAAUAUCACAAGAACAAUCCAUUUCCCAUGUGGCUGCUCCGCAAGAGUCAAACAGCUACCAACUAGAUGCUGCUCUGAUAGCAACCUCAGUUGCACCAGUAGGGAAUGCAGAAUGUUCUGGUGUGGCUACUGAGCUGGCACCAUUGGAGUCCAUUGGGGAGGAACCUACUAUAUGUUCUGUAUCAGAGGUGGUAACUAACAUGACAGAUAUACUGCCACCUGCACCUCAAUUUGCUGCUUCUCUGUUCCAAGGGAUCCCACCUCCACCCAAGAAUAUCCCUCCACCACCAUCCUACACUGCCCCACCUCCACCUCCAACAGAGAUCAGUCCUCCACCUUCACAAGAGAUUGAUCCUCCAUCCUCUGAAAAGCUCGCACCGCUAAUGACUAAAGAAGUCACCACUUCACCACAUAGCAAUCUCACACCACCUCAAAACAUUCCACCUCCACAAGAAUCUAACCUGCCACCAUUACAGUCAGACACCAUUACAUCUGUACAGGUUAAACCUACACCUGAGAGUGUUCCACCUCCCCCUAAAAUAACCCCCCCUGUAGCCAAGGGUAUCCUCUCCCCACCCCAAACUAGUCCACCACCACCACCACCACCACCACCUCCUACAGAGCUCCAACCUCCACCUCAAGUAGUACCUCUACCCACUGAUGAUAGCCAACCAGUAUUUCAGGACCUCCCUCUUCCACCUCCCCCUAUAAUACCACCUGUGGCUCCAGAGAAUGCUCCUGCACAUCCUGUAAACAUUCCCUUACCUCCACCUUUACCUUCACAGGCUCCUGUAAAAAUCCCCUUACCUCCACCUUUACCUUCACAGGCUCCUGUAAACAUUACAGGUCAGCCCAGUCUGUUGACCACAGAAAACAAAAGCAAAGAGCAGAUCUCUUUCCCUGCCCAACAAGAGGACUCCAGUCUUAUGGUCACGCCCACCCUUCUGCAGACUGUCAAGCUGAGAUCUGUCAACAGAAGUCCUGACCCUGUCAAUGCCCUGGACCAAGCCCAGCCUGAGGUGAUUAUGAGGGCCCAACAGCCCAAUUCUCAGGCUCCAACUCCAUCUGCCAGUGGUGAGGCUCCUCAGAAGCCCAUCAGAAGGUCUCUGAUCAUGAUUUCCCCCAUACCAACAACAACUCCUGAGACAGUCUCCUCACAACCAGAAGUUGUCAAGUCCCAGUCCAAUUUGGUUCUACCCAUGUCUCCAUCCACUAUCACCUCCCCAGCAAAGAAGUCUCCUCCUGCCAUGGCCACCUCACCCUCCAUGAACCUACAAGAGGCCAUCCGCCUGAGGACAGCAACGAGGACUAAAGAUGGCCCUCCAUCCUGCUACAGCCUGCAUUCCCAAGUAUCACCAUUGGGUGGAGACCUCCACAAGUCCCCCUCCAGCACCGCCAGCUUCAUUUUUUCCAAGAGCACUAAGAAGGUCGCGACUGAGACCAAGACCUUGUCAGAGGCCCAAACAAACUUUCAGACAAACCUAGUUGCUGAGCUUUCCUCUGUGUCAAAGCCAGACAACGGCAUAGAGCCACCCAAGAAGGGAGUCAAAGUGCCACCACCUGUGGCAAAGAAACCCAAACCAAAGGCCAAAGAGAUGGAGAGUAAUGUGGAGACUAAGCAAUUGCAGACUGCGGGUCAGGAAGCACAGCCAAAGAGCAUUGAGGGUACUACAGAGGAAGCAAACGGGACUGCCGGCAGUGUUGAAGAACAGAUGUCACCAUAAUUACAAAGACUGAAUAAGAAUGCAAAAAUAAGUCAGGGAAAACUGCACAGGUUGAAUCUUUGCAAGUUGACAAGCAAGUGUGUGUAUGUGACAGAAGAAACUGGAGUUAAGUGGUGGAGAUGCAUAAUUCAGAAGUGGAACUUUUGAGUGUUCUGGGGAGAUCCAUUAAAUUUUAUGUUAAUGGCGUGGGUCUUAAGCUUAGUAAGUACUCAUUUUGUAUCAUAGUCCAUUGAGAGUACACAUUUUUCCACUUCCAGAUGGUAUUCUGAGCUUUGAUUUCACAGCGCUUGGAGGUCUACUAUAUAACAUAUAAGUAUAUACCGCCCUCUAGCAUCACAGUGAUGAAAUGCAACUGAUUUCCUGCUGAAUGGAGAUGAGCUUUGUCUUGAGUGCUUCUAUACGGUACAUCUAAAAAUGGGAGUCUGGGUGUUCGUCUGUAAUAUAACUAAAUGAUCUAUAUUUAAUACAUCCAGGCAUUAUGGAUCUGCACUAUGGAAUAUAGCCCAGUAGUUUUCAAAGGUGAUUCUACACCGAUUUAUAGUUGUUACAGAAAUAUUAACCAUAAGUUAUUUCUCCUUUGUUUCAUUCGAUCCUGAUAGAAUUGAAUCCUUUAUUGGUCACGUUUUAAUUCAAACCAGUGAUUUAAUCUUAAUUUCCUCAAAACGCCUGUGCCAUUUUCACACAAAUCUUUCUAGAAUGUUAGAAACACAAAAUUGAACGUUUCUUUUUGAUAAUUCAUAGUUAUUGUUGCAUGAUGAAACCUGAUGUAAAUCAAUGUCAAGCAGACUAGACAAGAUAUGCAACAUCAAUUAUUUUGAUUUCGGGAAUUUUUUUUUUGCUUUUUGUUCCUGAUAACGGAAUUAUGUUUAUCACACUUAUGUGAUUUAUUGAUUAAAAAACUGGGAUGUCACCGUUUUGCUUCUAUCAAAUAAUUCAGGCUGAUAGUGAAAAGAAUAAAC
Lampris incognitus (smalleye Pacific opah) is the source of this 6097-nucleotide messenger RNA. RefSeq lists its product as uncharacterized. The record is from RefSeq and is a predicted model, not a curated record. The transcript is spliced from 8 exons. Lineage: Eukaryota; Metazoa; Chordata; Actinopteri; Lampriformes; Lampridae. Bases 351 to 5138 code for a protein of 1595 amino acids. Gene Ontology annotation, biological process: cell differentiation.